UAAAAUUGUAGCUUCCGUAUUACUAUCCCAUAAAUGAUCUUCUGAACGCUUUUAUAAUGAAAAUUUCAAAAUUGAGAAACAUCAAAUUGAACUAUAUGAACAGUUCAAAGUGUUUUUUCAGUGGGUACACAGGGAAGCACAUAUCCGACAAGGAAUUGGUCAAAAAAGAUGACAACUGGUACAUUGAGGAAACCAAUUUUUGCCUGGGAAGAGUGACGAAACUGAGAUUUUCCGAAAAGGACGAUAUGGCGAGGAGAGUUUUAAAAAUUAUGGACAGCCAGUUAAGCAAAAUGUACACACGGAUGCGAGAUGGAACGGUCAUCCCAUACAUGUCCUUUUAUUUGAAUGAUGUCAUUGAUAAGCCGGCCCCAAACCAUCAGUUUGUUGAGCAGCCACUGAUCAAGUGGACGUGGGACGAGGCCUACGAUGAGGCGUACGAAGAAAAUUAAAAAAGGUGAGGGGCUUGAAGAAGUUUGCUCCUAAAACGAUGUAGAAUGGGCAGAAUGUAAUCAGUGGCCAGAACGGAGAUGGGGAGAAACGGCGUUAAAGAAAAUCCGACAGGAAGAAGCAUCGCCAAUCUGUUCACACCCCUCCACUAUCGCAGUUUUGCAUUUUCUAACCAACCAGUGAUAGCGCGUGCAGCUAUUCAGUUGUGUGCACAUUUGAAUCGCUCCAUUUUUGCGUUCACUUUUUUUUUUUUUUGUUGUUGCUGCCAAUGCGGCAAAGGAUAAAAUUUAAAGAGGUGUCGAAAUUUUUCCGACAAGCGAACGAUGGUAACA
Plasmodium vivax (malaria parasite P. vivax) is the source of this 779-nucleotide messenger RNA. RefSeq lists its product as hypothetical. NCBI's taxonomy places the organism in Eukaryota, Apicomplexa, Aconoidasida, Haemosporida, Plasmodiidae. The coding region runs from base 57 to 449 and encodes 130 amino acids. The record is from RefSeq and is a predicted model, not a curated record. The transcript is spliced from 3 exons.